Molecule: messenger RNA, 888 nt
Organism: Dermacentor silvarum
Lineage: Eukaryota; Metazoa; Arthropoda; Arachnida; Ixodida; Ixodidae
Exons: 8
Coding region: 1-780 (259 amino acids)
Source: RefSeq, a predicted model, not a curated record
AUGUCGGGAGCGAAGCGUGGGUCUCAAGCCACUUCCCAUGCACUAACGGCAGUUAGUCUGAGAGAAGAAACUUCAGAGACAUUGCAGAUUGCAGCAAUAAAACUGCAGAAAGUUGAAGUACUGUGCCUACUAGCAACUUCUCAAGUGAAUGCAACCGUGGCCACAUUACCCUUCAUUAGGGGGCUGGAAGUGGUGGCAGUAACGCCAGAAUGCGACGCCUACCAAUGGAACAGAACGGAAGAACUCGCGUUCUUCAAUGCCAUUCAAGGUAGAGUGGGCCUAGACAUUGCUCUCUCGUUCUCCGCGGCAGUCUGGGAGGCAGAAGUUCACGACAAAGCUGGGAACCCGCAGUGCACGGACUGGACUCGUAACUCAAGAAAUAUUGUGAGAUGUCUGAAAGAGAACCCGAUCGAGCAGUGCGAAAACAUCGCCGUCUUUGUAACGAAUGAUACAAUCUCGAAAAUGGUUCACUACGCCAAGUCAAAGGCUGUGAAUGCAUUUGCGAUACUCAACGCAGACGAGAUCAUCAAGACUAGAGAGUUGAACCGCCCAUUCCACCUUCUAAACUUUACGAUGCCAGUUCGAGAAGGUCUGCAGACGAAGGACACACAGCAGCGAGCCAUCCAACUGCGACCACCUGAUGUCCAUGAAUGGGCAUCACGUGAAUCGGGCGGGGAAUUGGUGACGGCGGAUACAAGCGCAGAGUUCGAGACAGAGCAAGCAGAAACCGACGACGCAGUUCUGGGCAGCGAACAUGCAUCCAAGUCCGACAUGGUGUAAAAGGCAUCAUGGGAGCACCAAAACACCAUGGGAGCACCAAAAUACCAUGGGAGCACCAAAACAUAUGCGGCUGUUUCAUGACCUACAUGAUACACACGUCAUGGCCUA